Gavia stellata (red-throated loon) is the source of this 5658-nucleotide messenger RNA. RefSeq names its product electroneutral sodium bicarbonate exchanger 1-like. Gene Ontology annotation, cellular component: plasma membrane. The record is from RefSeq and is a predicted model, not a curated record. Gene Ontology annotation, molecular function: sodium:bicarbonate symporter activity; monoatomic anion transmembrane transporter activity; solute:inorganic anion antiporter activity. The annotation marks the transcript as partial. The transcript has 41 exons. Lineage: Eukaryota; Metazoa; Chordata; Aves; Gaviiformes; Gaviidae. Gene Ontology annotation, biological process: regulation of intracellular pH; bicarbonate transport; transmembrane transport.
AUGGGGUGCUGGGUGGUACAGAGGCAUGACGAGGAGGCACUGAUUGACCAGGGGAGAAGGAGCAACGGUGCCAAGAUUCACUAUGAGAAGGAGGAGUUGGAAGGCCACCGGACCCUGUACGCCGGCGUGCAGAUGCCGCUGGUGGGGCAAUGCCACCGGCAUCACCGACCCCACAAGCAGAAGCAUCGGGAACAGGAGGAGGACUGUGCCCCGACGGAGCGGGGCUACCACUGCACCCCGUCCCAGCGGGUGCAGUUCAUCCUCAGGACCAAGGAGGACGAGCAGCAUGUCCCUCACGCCUUGUUCACCGAGCUGGAUGAGAUCUGCGUGAAAGAGGGCGAAGAUGCCGAGUGGAAGGAAACGGCAAGGUGGCUGAAGUUUGAGGAGGACGUGGAAGACGGCGGCGAGCGCUGGAGCAAGCCCUAUGUGGCCACGCUGUCCUUGCACAGCCUCUUUGAGCUGAGGAGCUGCAUCAUCAAUGGCACGGUGCUGCUGGACAUUAGUGCCAACAGCAUCGAAGAGAUCGCAGAUCUGAUCCUGGGCCAGCAAGAACAGCUCACGGAGUUUGACGAGCGCACGCGGGCAAAAAUUGGAGAAGUUCUUUUGAAGAAGCACCACCAUCAGAACGAGAAGAAAAGAAACAACCUUCUCCGCUCGUUUGCUGAUGUGAGCAAGAAGGGGUCGGACCUGCACCUCCUCGACAAGCCAGCUCAAACACUUACCCCUCAUCCUUCUCCCACCACUGUGGAAGCUAAAAAUGGGGUGAACCAUGAGACCAGCACAACGGAUUUAAGCAAGGGAGCUGCAGGGUGCUGUGGGCUUUGCUUUUGGGGUAAUUGCCUGAAAAUGGCUUGUUGUGCCCAGGCGGAGCUGCACUUCAUGAAGAAAAUUCCCAGCGGGGCUGAAGCGUCCAACGUGCUCGUAGGAGAGCUGGAUUUCCUUCGCCAGCCCAUCGUGGCAUUUGUCCGCCUGACCCCGGCUGUCCUCCUCUCGGGCAUGACAGAAGUUCCCAUCCCAACAAGGUUCCUGUUUGUUUUGCUUGGACCAGAAGGAAAAGCCCAUCAGUACCAUGAGAUCGGCAGGUCCAUGGCUACUAUCAUGACGGAUGAGGUUUUCCAUGACGUCGUCUAUAAAGCCAAGAACCGGGCUGACCUCGUGGCCGGCAUCGAUGAGUUUCUGGAUCAGGUCACGGUCUUGCCGCCUGGAGAGUGGGAUCCAUCGAUCCGAAUCGAGCCCCCGAAAAACGUCCCUUCGCAGGAAAAAAGGAAGAUGCCAGGAGCUCUCGAUGACAGUGCUUCUGACAGUGAGCCGGAGAAGCACAGCGGUCCUGAACUGGAGCGGACGGGAAGGCUCUUUGGAGGUUUGAUCCUGGAUGUGAAGCGAAAAGCCCCGUGGUUCUGGAGCGACUUUCGGGAUGGUCUGAGGCUGCAGUGUCUGGCGUCCUUCCUCUUCCUCUACUGUGCCUGCAUGUCCCCUGUCAUCACCUUUGGGGGACUGCUGGGGGAGGCGACCGAUGGCCACAUAAGUGCCAUGGAGUCGCUGCUGGGCGCCUCCAUGACCGGCGUGGUGUUUUCCCUCUUUGCUGGCCAACCUCUCACCAUCCUCGGCAGCACCGGACCCGUGCUCGUCUUUGAGAAGAUCCUCUACAAAUUCUGCAAGGAGUACACGCUCUCCUAUCUCUCUCUGCGGGCAUGCAUCGGGCUGUGGACCGCCUUCUUCUGCAUCGUGCUGGUGGCCACCGACGCCAGCUCUUUGGUGUGCUACAUCACCCGCUUCACCGAAGAAGCCUUCGCCUCCCUCAUCUGCCUCAUCUUCAUCUACGAGGCUCUAGAGAAGCUGAGUCACCUGCGGGAGACCUACCCUGUGCACAUGCACAGCCAGCUCGACUUCCUCACCAUCGACUACUGUAAGUGUGAGGCACCGACGCAUCCCAGCAAUGAAACCCUGCGUUUCUGGGAGAGCAACAAGAUCAACGUGUCUGGCAUCGCCUGGGAAAACCUCACGGUGACCGAAUGUCGGUAUUUGCAUGGAGAGUUUCAAGGACCUGCCUGUGGACCCAAUGGCCCCUACACGCCUGACGUCCUCUUCUGGUGCUGCAUCCUCUUCUUCUCCACCUUUGUGCUGUCGAGCUUACUGAAGAAGUUUAAGACCAGCCGAUACUUCCCAACCAGAGUACGGUCCACAGUAAGCGACUUUGCUGUUUUCCUCACCAUCGUCGUCAUGGUGCUCAUGGACUUCAUGAUUGGGAUCCCAUCACCGAAGCUCCACGUCCCCCAUAUGUUCAAGCCUACCAGAGACGACCGCGGGUGGUUCAUCAGCCCCGUAGGACCCAACCCUUGGUGGACGGUGUUGGCUGCGCUCAUCCCAGCUCUGCUCUGCACCAUCUUGAUCUUCAUGGACCAGCAGAUCACUGCUGUUAUUGUGAACAGGAAGGAGCACAGGCUGAAGAAAGGAUGUGGGUACCACCUGGACCUUUUCAUGGUGGCCGUGAUGCUCGGGGUGUGCUCCGUGAUGGGGCUGCCCUGGUUUGUGGCUGCCACCGUCCUGUCCAUCACCCACGUGAAUAGCCUCAAAGUCGAGUCUGAGUGCGCAGCUCCAGGAGAACAACCCAAGUUUCUGGGGAUACGAGAGCAGAGAGUCACUGGCUCCAUGAUCUUUGUGCUCAUGGGCUGCUCUGUCUUCUUCACUUCUGUGUUAAAGUUUAUACCAAUGCCUGUGCUUUACGGCGUCUUUCUCUACAUGGGCGUGUCGUCGCUCGGAGAAAUUCAGUUCUUCGAUCGCUUGAAGCUGUUUUGGAUGCCGGCGAAACACCAGCCGGAUUUCAUCUACCUGCGGCACGUCCCCUUGCGAAAGGUGCACUUCUUCACCGUGAUCCAGCUGAUCUGCCUCGUCCUGCUCUGGGCCAUCAAGGUGUCCCGUGCCGCCAUCGUCUUUCCCAUGAUGGUUUUGGCUCUUGUAUUUGUCCGGAAAGCCAUGGAUUUCUGCUUCUCAAAGCGAGAGCUCAGCUUCCUGGAUGACCUUAUGCCAGAGAGCAAGAAGAAGAAGUUGGACGGUGCCAAAAACGAAGCCAAUGAAGAAGAGAGGCAUGACGAGGAGGCACUGAUUGACCAGGGGAGAAGGAGCAACGGUGCCAAGAUUCACUAUGAGAAGGAGGAGUUGGAAGGCCACCGGACCCUGUACGCCGGCGUGCAGAUGCCGCUGGUGGGGCAAUGCCACCGGCAUCACCGACCCCACAAGCAGAAGCAUCGGGAACAGGAGGAGGACUGUGCCCCGACGGAGCGGGGCUACCACUGCACCCCGUCCCAGCGGGUGCAGUUCAUCCUCAGGACCAAGAAGGACGAGCAGCAUGUCCCUCACGCCUUGUUCACCGAGCUGGAUGAGAUCUGCGUGAAAGAGGGCGAAGAUGCCGAGUGGAAGGAAACGGCAAGGUGGCUGAAGUUUGAGGAGGACGUGGAAGACGGCGGCGAGCGCUGGAGCAAGCCCUAUGCGGAGCUGCACUUCAUGAAGAAAAUUCCCAGCGGGGCUGAAGCGUCCAACGUGCUCGUAGGAGAGCUGGAUUUCCUUCGCCAGCCCAUCGUGGCAUUUGUCCGCCUGACCCCGGCUGUCCUCCUCUCGGGCAUGACGGAAGUUCCCAUCCCAACAAGGUCUGAACGAGAAGCACAAAAAGGAAAAGCCCAUCAGUACCAUGAGAUCGGCAGGUCCAUGGCUACUAUCAUGACGGAUGAGGUUGUCUCCUACGGGCAGGUUUUCCAUGACGUCGCCUAUAAAGCCAAGAACCGGGCUGACCUCGUGGCCGGCAUCGAUGAGUUUCUGGAUCAGGUCACGGUCUUGCCGCCUGGAGAGUGGGAUCCAUCGAUCCGAAUCGAGCCCCCAAAAAACGUCCCUUCGCAGGAAAAAAGGAAGAUGCCAGGAGCUCUCGAUGACAGUGCUUCUGACAGUGAGCCAGAGAAGCACAGCGGUCCUGAACUGGAGCGGACGGGAAGGCUCUUUGGAGGUUUGAUCCUGGAUGUGAAGCGAAAAGCCCCGUGGUUCUGGAGCGACUUUCGGGAUGGUCUGAGGCUGCAGUGUCUGGCGUCCUUCCUCUUCCUCUACUGUGCCUGCAUGUCCCCUGUCAUCACCUUCGGGGGACUGCUGGGGGAGGCGACCGAUGGCCACAUAAGUGCCAUGGAGUCGCUGCUGGGUGCCUCCAUGACCGGCGUGGUGUUUUCCCUCUUUGCUGGCCAACCUCUCACCAUCCUCGGCAGCACCGGACCCGUGCUCGUCUUUGAGAAGAUCCUCUACAAAUUCUGCAAGGAGUACACGCUCUCCUAUCUCUCUCUGCGGGCAUGCAUCGGGCUGUGGACCGCCUUCUUCUGCAUCGUGCUGGUGGCCACCGACGCCAGCUCUUUGGUGUGCUACAUCACCCGCUUCACUGAAGAAGCCUUCGCCUCCCUCAUCUGCCUCAUCUUCAUCUACGAGGCUCUAGAGAAGCUGAGUCACCUGCGGGAGACCUACCCUGUGCACAUGCACAGCCAGCUCGACUUCCUCACCAUCGACUACUGUAAGUGUGAGGCACCGACGCAUCCCAGCAAUGAAACCCUGCGUUUCUGGGAGAGCAACAAGAUCAACGUGUCUGGCAUCGCCUGGGAAAACCUCACGGUGACCGAAUGUCGGUAUUUGCAUGGAGAGUUUCAAGGACCUGCCUGUGGACCCAAUGGCCCCUACACGCCUGACGUCCUCUUCUGGUGCUGCAUCCUCUUCUUCUCCACCUUUGUGCUGUCGAGCUUACUGAAGAAGUUUAAGACCAGCCGAUACUUCCCAACCAGAGUACGGUCCACAGUAAGCGACUUUGCUGUUUUCCUCACCAUCGUCGUCAUGGUGCUCAUGGACUUCAUGAUUGGGAUCCCAUCACCGAAGCUCCACGUCCCCCAUAUGUUCAAGCCUACCAGAGACGACCGCGGGUGGUUCAUCAGCCCCGUAGGACCCAACCCUUGGUGGACGGUGUUGGCUGCGCUCAUCCCAGCUCUGCUCUGCACCAUCUUGAUCUUCAUGGACCAGCAGAUCACUGCUGUUAUUGUGAACAGGAAGGAGCACAGGCUGAAGAAAGGAUGUGGGUACCACCUGGACCUUUUCAUGGUGGCCGUGAUGCUCGGGGUGUGCUCCGUGAUGGGGCUGCCCUGGUUUGUGGCUGCCACCGUCCUGUCCAUCACCCACGUGAAUAGCCUCAAAGUCGAGUCUGAGUGCGCAGCUCCAGGAGAACAACCCAAGUUUCUGGGGAUACGAGAGCAGAGAGUCACUGGCUCCAUGAUCUUUGUGCUCAUGGGCUGCUCUGUCUUCUUCACUUCUGUGUUAAAGUUUAUACCAAUGCCUGUGCUUUACGGCGUCUUUCUCUACAUGGGCGUGUCGUCGCUCGGAGAAAUUCAGUUCUUCGAUCGCUUGAAGCUGUUUUGGAUGCCGGCGAAACACCAGCCGGAUUUCAUCUACCUGCGGCACGUCCCCUUGCGAAAGGUGCACUUCUUCACCGUGAUCCAGCUGAUCUGCCUCGUCCUGCUCUGGGCCAUCAAGGUGUCCCGUGCCGCCAUCGUCUUUCCCAUGAUGGUUUUGGCUCUUGUAUUUGUCCGGAAAGCCAUGGAUUUCUGCUUCUCAAAGCGAGAGCUCAGCUUCCUGGAUGACCUUAUG